Beta vulgaris subsp. vulgaris (sugar beet) is the source of this 1572-nucleotide messenger RNA. RefSeq lists its product as uncharacterized. Lineage: Eukaryota; Viridiplantae; Streptophyta; Magnoliopsida; Caryophyllales; Amaranthaceae. The record is from RefSeq and is a predicted model, not a curated record. The transcript is spliced from 2 exons. Bases 1 to 1572 code for a protein of 523 amino acids.
AUGGUUGAGAUGAGGAAUAUGAUGCUGCAGAUGCAAAAAGACAGACAAAAUGAUGAGGCACGGAUUGAGUCCAUUCUAGCUCACAACAAGAUGUUAAUGAACCAGUUGGCACAAUUGGUUACUUCGAACUCUACUCGACAGCAAGGUGCUCUACCAGCACAGUCUAUCCAUCCAACAGAUUUGGCAAACGCCAUCACCCUCCGCAAUGGUUCUCAUUAUAAUGAACCAUACAUGCCUACUGAUGAUAUUGUGAGUGUCAAUAACGAUGGGAAACGGGUCCAAGAUGAAUCGAAAACUGACAAGGAGAACUCUAAGCAAGUGACUGAACAUAAAGAGACAAAUAAGGCCAAACAACAUGCUAUUGAGAUUCCUCUUAUCAAACUUCCUUUUCCAAAUCGUCGCUCAAGAGUAACUGUUCCUUUUACAGAACUAAUUACUCAAGUGCCUGCUUAUGCAAAAUUCAUGAAAGAUAUCUUAACUAGGAAAAGGGCUUUUAAUGAGGUGGAGACAGUUGCAUUUACUGAGGAGUGCAGUGCCUUUUUGCAAAAUAAGUCUCCACCAAAAUUAAAAGAUCCUGGUAGUUUCUCUAUUCCCUGUCACAUUGGUAGACUAUUCAUUGAUAAAGCAUUGUGUGAUUUAGGUGCUAGUGUGAGUGUUAUGCCAUUAUCUGUUUCAUCGAAAUUAAACAUGGGAAUUUUAAAAGUCACUAACAUUACUCUGCAAAUGGCUGACAGAUCUGUUAAAUACCCCCUCGAUAUUCUAGAAGAUGUGCCUGUUAGGGUAGGAAAAAAUUUUAUUCCCGUUGAUUUUGUUGUGCUUGACAUGGAGAAAGACACACAAAUUCUAAUUAUAUUGGCUCGGCCCUUCCUCCAUAUUGUAGGUGUAGUAAUUGAUGUGAAAAAUGGUAAACUUACACUAUCGGUAGGAGAUGAUCAAGUCACUUUUAAUCUGAGCACCGCUGUGAAAAGUCCUAUGCUAGAGGAAAAAUGUUACAGUAUUGAUGUGGUUGAUGUAAUUUGCCAUGAUAACAUGCCCCAAGCUCUCUCUGGAGAUCCCUUGAAGGCGGUACUUUGUCUUGAUUUUUUCUCAUAUGAAGUCAGUAUUUGGAGUAAUGAGAUCGCUGCUAUUGAGAAGGCUCUGGCAAGCGAAGAGGUUGACCUUAGUGAAUGCCACAAGAUAAAGAGGUUGGUUCAAUCUGCGUGCAAUACUGAGGUAAAGAAACCCGAACUUAAACCUCUCCCCUCUCAUUUGAAGUAUGUGUUUUUUGAUGAACAUGAGUUAAAUCUUGUAAUAGUCAGUGCUGCACUUGAUAACUGCCAACUCUCCCAACUUUUGACUGUUUUGAAAACUCAUAAGAAGGUCAUUGGGUACAGUAUUGAUGACUUGAAGGGUAUAAGCCCCGAUUUUUGUAUGCACAGGAUACACCUCGAGGAUGAUCAUAAGUCUUGCAUUCAACCACAAAGGAGACUUAAUCCAAACAUGCAAGAAGUGGUUAAGAAAGAAGUUAUGGAACUACUUGAUGCAUGUAUUAUCUAUUCUAUUGCUGACUCUAAGUGGGUAAGUCCUGUAUAA